Enhydra lutris kenyoni (northern sea otter) is the source of this 1023-nucleotide messenger RNA. Its product is annotated as mitochondrial fission regulator 1-like. Gene Ontology annotation, biological process: aerobic respiration; mitochondrial fission. Gene Ontology annotation, cellular component: mitochondrion. NCBI's taxonomy places the organism in Eukaryota, Metazoa, Chordata, Mammalia, Carnivora, Mustelidae. The record is from RefSeq and is a predicted model, not a curated record.
AUGCACAGGGAAACAGUCUCGGGGAGGCAGUACCUGGAUCCCCUGGUGGUGCCUGGAUCCCCCGGUGGUGCCUGGGGCUGCUCCUUCUGUACAGCUUCUGCAGGAGAGUUUCAGACAGCUGCUCAUGUUUGGGGGAUAACCAAGCUGGAAGCCGAAAAAGUUCAAAGUACCUGGGUUUUUCAACAGCUUGGAGGAAGCAUGCAUUCGCUCACCAGCCCCACAACAAAAUGGAGCCCAAGCCAUCCUGGAGAGGAUGCAGUGGUAUCUUUUGCUGAUGGAGGAUGGGUAGCCAAAGAAGAAGGAGAGUGUUCAGCAAGACAAAGGACAGAGGUCAGAUCAAGGGAGUUUCUUCAGGAUGACCUUCAUUUCUUUGAGAAGCUGCCAAGCAGGCAGUGUUCCUUACCAAACCUGUCUCCAGAAGAGCUUCCACAGAAGACAGCACUAGCAAAUGAGGAGACAUUGCAGAAGAUCUGUGCCCUUGAAAAUGAACUUGCUGCUCUUAGAGCUCAGAUUGCCAAAACUGUGACCCAGCAAGAACAGCAACAUGUCAUUCCAGGUGACUUAGAUCCUACCACAUCUGUUACUACACCACCAUCCUCUGUCCCUCUCCCGCCCCCGCCCCCACCUCCCCCAACCCUCCCCAUCGGGGCUCCCGACCUGAUGAAAGAGCGAAGAGAGAAAAAAACCUGUGCUGGAAAGACCUUGGUUAAGAACAGUCCAAAGAAACCUGAUAUGACAAAUACGUUAGAGAUCCUUAAAGAUAUGAACAGUGUAAAAUGUCAGUCAGUGAAAAGUUCAGAACAGGAUAUAAAGCCCAAACCGGUGAAUGUUACGGACCCUGCUGCCCUCAUACCAGGGGAUCUGAAAAAGGCAUUUGCCUAUCGAUAUCGAAGCCAUAGUCAAGGUGAAAUCCAAAACCUGCAUCAGAGGCCACCUCAGAAGAGAGUGCUGUUGGGGCCACACAUGUCGAAGUCUACAGGAAAAAUGAAGGCUUUAAUUGAAAAUGUUUCAACUUCCUACUAG